Molecule: messenger RNA, 3040 nt
Organism: Vigna unguiculata (cowpea)
Lineage: Eukaryota; Viridiplantae; Streptophyta; Magnoliopsida; Fabales; Fabaceae
Gene: EIFISO4G1
Product: MIF4G domain-containing protein / MA3 domain-containing protein
Cellular component (GO): eukaryotic translation initiation factor 4F complex
Molecular function (GO): protein binding; translation initiation factor activity; mRNA binding
Source: RefSeq, a predicted model, not a curated record
UGAACACAACUCUAAGAAGGGUUUUUUGUGACCCCUCCGUUCUCACUCACGCACGCAGUUCUCUCUUCUCUUCUCACUCCGCAGAAGAGAGAGAAAUAUCCAAUACCUAGCGUACUCCCAAUCCAAUCCUUUCAAUCUAUCAUCUAUUUAUCGCUUCCCUUCUUCCCCUUUUUCUCCCUUUACCCUUCUCUUCUCCUAUUCGCUGGGCUUCGCUGUGCUUCGGCGUCGCUGAAUCCAUUACCGCUCUGUCGAAUCGGACGGCCAAGAUUGCAUCGCGAGGCAUGCAGCAGAGUGAUCCGACGGUGUUGAGCUUGAGGCCCGGCGGUGGAAAAGGCAGCAGGCUCCUCGGCCCUCGAUUCGACUCCUCCUCCUCGUCUUCUGCUUCCCCUGCUUUUGGCUCCUUUUCUGCUGAUCUUCCUCUCCUGCGUCCUCAUGGCGGGGCUCCCUCUCCCUUCUCUAUCAAGGCUGGAGAUUCCCGGUUUGAGGGUCGUGAGCGUGUGCGAUAUACCAGGGAGCAGCUCUUACAACUCAGUGAGGGUGUUGAGACCCUUGAUGAUGUUUUGAAGAUCAAACAAGAAUUUGAAGCUGAACUAUUUGGUGAAGAUCAAAGUUGGGCCCGCCCAGAAAGUAACCCCUCACAUCAAUUCCAAAAUCGAUAUUCUGAGCCAGAUAAUCGUGACUGGCGUGGACGAUCUGGCCAACAACCUUUUGGUAAUGCAGAUGAGAGGUCUUGGGAUAAUCUCAAGGAGAAUAGGGAGUUUGGAAAUAAUCGUCAAGAGCAACUGAAUUCUCAGUUUGCAAGGGCACAAAUAUCUUCUAACCAAGGGGGGGGACCUACUCCAACUCUAGUCAAGGCUGAGGUGCCAUGGUCAGCUAGGAGGGGAACUCUCUCUGAAAAAGAUCGUGUCUUAAAGACAGUUAAAGGAAUACUAAAUAAGUUGACUCCUGAGAAAUUUGAUCUCUUGAAGGGUCAGUUGAUUGAUUCUGGCAUUACAUCUGCCGACAUAUUGAAGGGAGUUAUUUCACUAAUAUUUGAUAAGGCAGUGCUAGAACCAACAUUUUGCCCAAUGUAUGCCCAGCUAUGUUCUGAUCUUAAUGAAAAGCUGCCUCCAUUCCCAUCUGAUGAGCCUGGUGGGAAGGAAAUCACUUUUAAGAGAGUGCUCUUGAAUAUCUGCCAGGAGGCUUUUGAAGGUGCAGAUAACCUGAGGGAAGAAGUUAGACAGAUGACUGCUCCUGAGCAGGAGAUGGAGCGAAGGGAUAAGGACAGACUUGUCAAGAUUCGAACCCUUGGAAACAUUCGUUUAAUUGGUGAGCUAUUGAAGCAAAAAAUGGUUCCCGAAAAGAUUGUUCAUCACAUUGUUCAGGAGCUUUUAGGUCCACAGGACAGCAAGGUCUGUCCAGCUGAGGAAAAUGUUGAAGCCAUAUGUCAAUUUUUCAACACUAUUGGUAAGCAGCUUGAUGAAAGCCCAAAAUCACGGCGUAUUAAUGAUAUGUACUUCAGUCGUUUGAAAGAAUUGAGCACCAAUCCCCAACUUGUUCCACGGCUGCGGUUUAUGGUUCGUGAUGUUCUAGAGUUGCGUUCUAAUAGCUGGGUUCCUAGACGUGAAGAGGUGAAAGCCAAAACCAUCACUGAAAUUCAUUCAGAGGCAGAGAAAAAUCUUGGAUUGCGUCCCGGUGCCACUGCAAGUAUGAGAAAUAGCCGUGUAGUUUCUGGUGUUCAAGGAAACGCCAGUCAGGGAGGAUUUCCUAUUGCCCGACCUGGUACUGGUGGUAUGAUGCCUGGGAUGCCGGGGACAAGGAGAAUGCCUGGGAUGCCUGGAAUUGAUAAUGACAACUGGGAGGUGCCUAGGACAAGAUCAAUGCCGAGAGGUGACAUGUCAGGCAUGCAAGGUGGAGGACGUGGUCAGUCUCCUCUCAUUUCUAAGACACCAACUGUUAACUCAAAGUUACUACCUCAAGGUAGUGGUGGUACUAUAAGUGGGAGAAGCAGUGCCCUGGUGCAUGGAGGUGGUGGUGCUCCUUCUGCUCGUCCAUCAAACGUUGGUUUGAGUACCGAGCCCACACCUCAAAUGCCUGCACCUGUUAAACCUGUUUCUGCCAUACCCUCUGAGAAGCCACAAGCUUCAGCUCCAAAAUCGAAUGUUGAGGAACUUCAGCGUAAAACCAGUUCUCUUCUGGAAGAAUAUUUCAGUGUUCGACUUUUGGACGAAGCAUUGCAGUGUGUGGAAGAACUAAAAGCUCCAGCUUAUCAUCCUGAGGUUGUGAAGGAAUCCCUUUCAAUUGGUCUAGAUAAAAGUCCGCCAUGCAUUGAACCCGUUGGCAAACUUCUUGAGUAUCUGUUCGUGAAGAAGAUUCUUUCAGCCAGAGACAUAGGGACUGGGUGCAUGUUAUUUGCCUCUGUGCUGGAUGAUAUCGGCAUAGACUUACCUAAAGCACCAAAUAAUUUUGGUGAGAUAAUAGGGAAACUAGUUUUGGCUGGGGCUUUGGAUUUUAAGGUGGUGAGAGACGUCCUGAAGAAGGUGGAGGAUGACCGGUUCCAGAAAGCUAUAUUAUCCGCAGCAUUGCAGGUAAUUAGCUCUGCAUCUGGGCAAGCUGUGUUGGAUUCACAAGCAUCUGAUAUUGAGGCCUGUCAGAGUCUGUUCAACUGAAUCAGAUGAGUCUGCAUGAGAAUAUUGAUCUCUGUAACUGAAUGAACAUCAAAUUCCCUUCCCUUUACGCUCUCACUUUUUAGAGCACUUUGUAUUACAGUAUGUUAUAAAAGUGGGAGCUUCCAGUAUCAGGUAUUUUCUCGAGUUGUAUAAUUUUUUUUUUUUGUUUUCAUGUCGUAGAGGUGUUUUUUGAGGGAAAAGUUAAACCAUAAAGCUACGGAUUUUGUUUUCCAGUUGGCUAAUCAUGUGCCAAGAGAGUGGCCCAUCCAUCCGGGGGUCCAAAUGUUUUUGUACUUCAUUAGUUUCAUUUUUUCCCUUUAUUUUCUUGACAGAGUAAUUGUUAAACUGGUCAGUUCAUAAAUAUCAUUGUCGUUACUUUGGCAUGUAUUUUU